Molecule: messenger RNA, 5658 nt
Organism: Naegleria gruberi
Lineage: Eukaryota; Heterolobosea; Eutetramitea; Acrasida; Naegleriidae
Exons: 2
Coding region: 1-5658 (1885 amino acids)
Biological process (GO): double-strand break repair via homologous recombination; mitotic cytokinesis; regulation of cytokinesis
Cellular component (GO): midbody; centrosome
Molecular function (GO): phosphatidylinositol-3-phosphate binding
Source: RefSeq, a predicted model, not a curated record
AUGAGAACAUGUUUACUAAACUUUCUUGCUACUCAUGAAUAUGAAUUGGCAAGAGCACUUUUUAUUGAUUACUUUAAAACUGUAUCAGAGUCGGAUACAUUGUUUAUUCUUAAUCACUGUAUUGAAGAAUUGAAGGAUCCCAAAAAUCCUCACGUCACUAGUAGAUUUAAGUGGUUUUGUUAUUGUGUAUAUACCGAGUUACAACAACUGACCAAUAAUUCAAGCCUAAAAGGUUAUAAUAUUGAUGUAAUAUCUUUUGAAACAUUAUUGGAUUGUUGUGUAAAUACUUUUAAAUUAUCGGAUAAAUUUUCUAAAGAGCUUGUCAGGCAUAUGAAAUAUAUUUAUUCAUUUAGGUUAUUAUCAAAAAAGAAGUCAACAACAGAGACUGUAAUAACAACAUUAUCAUCAACUGGGUUAACAUUUUCACAAAAUAUGGAUAGUUCUAUCAUGGAUUUAAUUGGAGAAAUGUAUGAAAAAUGUCCAUUUCUAGCUUUCUAUUUAGAGAGGAAUGCAUUUGAGUUUAUUAAUGGAAAAAGUAUUUUAAUAGAAAAGUUAGAAAAUUUGUGUAAUGAUAGAGAUUAUGAAAAAGCUUCCUAUAUGCUUCGUUUCAUAUCUAAACAAAUUACUAUGGAUUCAGAGUCGAUUUAUUUAUUGAAAAACAUUUUUAAACAAUUAAUUGAAAAUAAGGCUAUAGCUCUAAAGUCUAGACCAAAUAAUCAAUUAAUUGAUAUCAUUUACGAGUCAUUAUUUAUUGCUGAUAUUUCAGACAAGGAAUAUAGUGAUGAACAAUUCAAAUUAACUAGAAUUUUCACAUCUUUGGAUGAGGAGUUGUUAUCAAAACAAAAAUUAAUUGAUAUUAUACAAGCUUCUCCUUCAUCUCAAAGUUUUUGGUUUCACUAUAUGGAAUAUAUUCGAGUUACUAAUAAUCAUAUUUUAGAAUCUGGGCUCAAUUUAGCACUGGAUCUCGUUGCUAAGAAAGACUAUGCCUCACUGAAUAUUCUUUUGGAUCAAGAAAACUUUUCAAACAUGAGGCCUCUUAUAAUUUUAUUAAGCUGGGAUAAUUACAAGUCUGACAUUACUGAACGACAUAAUAUCAUCCAAAAUAUUUGGAUUCAAGGAAAACAAAAAAGAACCCCAAUUUCUGAUCCAUGGGUAGAGUUUACAUGUAAUGAACUUGCAUUCUUUUUGGACUUUUCUUUGGAUGCAUCUGAACUUCUUUUAGAGGCCAAUAGAUCUAUGAAUACUAUUGAAAAGAAACAUAGUAGAGAUCUUAUCAAGUCGGUCAAGAUGAAGAAAUUGGCUGAAAAUGACUUUAAGUUUACAAACAAGAAAGAAAUUGCCAAUUUAUUAAUAGAUUUGGCUCCAAGUCAAAGCACUCUUAAUUUACUUCUGCCAUGGCUGGGUAAUUUGAAAGAAAAUGAUUUGGUUUCUCUUUUAAAGAAAAGACCUCAGCUGCGUGAAACGACAGAAAAUGAGAGAAAUAUCGAUUUGACUUUGUUGAGAGCUUAUUUUGCUAUUCACGAAGCAAUACAAAUAGUAAGAAACAAAUCAACAUCCAUUCUAGACUCCUUGAAGAGCAUUGAAGACAGCAUUGUAAAUAUAUCAAGUGAAUCCUACAGGCUCAGUACUUUGGAGAAUAUUUUCCAAAUUAUUUUAACAAAAUCAUCACAUAUCAAGGGUCAUACAGACAAUAAUUCUGUAUUUGUCAUUUCACCAAAUAAUUUACAUGAUAUGCUGGUUUUCUUAAAGACAGCCACAGAACUAUUACAACAGUCGAGUAAAGAUGAGAGAAUGGUUUUUAGAAUCGAAAGAUUCGUCAAAAUACUCGAUGAAGCAUUGUGGAGAUUUAGUUUGACAAGAAUGAUUUCCGAGUUUGAUAGAAAUUCUCUCAAUAGUUCCUACAAGCAACACCAAUUUGUGCAAAUGUGGACCGCUUCCCCUAACACACUUUUUGUUAUUUGCAUUAAGAGAAAUCUUUUCUCUCAGGCAAAGGAAGUCAUUACAAGAUUUAAUCUUGGUGAAUCAUUCAAGAAUCAAGUAAUAGAUGCUGAAAUAAUGUAUACCAUUCAUAAUGAACAUAAGGAUAAGAGUGUUGGUGAGAUUAUUCAAAAAUUCCCUAAUUUUAUAACACUUUUUGAUGUGCUCUUUUCUUUAAAGACUGAAAACAAGGAACUACAUGGCGUACUCAUAGAAAAAAUCAAAGAGCUCAAACCUGGUAUUCCUCUACUUGAUUUGUUUGCAAUGUAUUUGGAUUCACCAUAUCAAGGACCAAUAUUCAGAGUAUAUUCCAAACUAUUCAAUUACAAUCGUGAGGAUAAUAUCGAAAUUUUGAGAAAGUACAUAGAGGUAGAAAAAACAAAAUCAACCUCUCUAAAAGAUUUAUGUAUUUAUGAUAACAGAGGAUUCGAAAAUGAAAAGGCGUCAAAGUUAGCUGAUCUCAAUGGUAUUCACAUUUUAUCAUUUAUCUUAGAGUCAGCUUCACAAUCUAAAAUAUCAAAAUCGAAUGAUUUGAGUAUUUCACUAGAUUUAGCAAAGAUAAUAUCUCAAAAAUCUUCGUUAGUGGGAGCUUUGUCCUCUUUAUACUUUGCUGAUUACUCCAAGAUGAAUCCACAGUUCCUAGAGUUUAUAGAAAGUCAAUGCCAGAAUAGUGAAGUGAUGAAUAGAUGGAUGGCUAUUAAGCUAGAACCUGUAAAAGAUGCCAUUCAAUUAUCUAAACGACUUGACCUCUCAAGAAACCUCAAAAAGUAUACCAUUUCAAGUUUUGAGUCAGAUCAAGCAGACUCACUGUAUCUUGCUAUCAUUCAAAACUUGAUAGAUGCUGACGAUUACAAUCUUGCAUUGGAAAUGGCUGAGAAAGGUCUUACUCACUUUACACCUGAUUUUCUGUUAAAACUUUAUAUUGAAAAUAUGCCUGACCACUCUGAAUGUCACAAGUACAUUUAUAAUAUCAAGGAUAAGGAGCUUGCAUUUUCUUUAAUUGAAAUUUAUAUGGAUGAAUGGGAUAUUGAAGUUUGCAUUGAACUUAUCAGAUCAUGUUGCAGUACUUUUAGAAGUGAUAAAACAAAACAAAAAAUCUACGAAAGAGCCAGUAAGGUUUUGGAAAGGUUACACAUUUUCAAGGAGGUCCUCAGCAGUGAGCUAAGAGAUAACUAUGAUUCAUGGACUGAGAUGAAAGAAAUUUGCGAUCAUAAUCCAUACAGAUUUAUUUCUGAUUUGAUUACAGUGUGUGAGUUUGAUCUUGCUAGAAGAGCUGCCAAGAAUCUUCUUUCUACCUCCACCCCAAUGAAUAUUGGUGAGGGCUAUGAUUCUGUCAUGAUACACAUAGAACAAGAAUAUUGUCUUUAUAUUUUGGGAGAAAAAGCAAUUACAGACAAGAUUAUAAGCAAAGUGACACAAGCUUUAUCCAGACUCAGUCCUGAAAAUGCUCUUUCUGUUUGCAAACAUGUUUUGGAAAAGUUGGAAAUUUAUGAGAAUAAGCUAUUUGUUUGUGAAUUUAUUCUCUCAGUAUACAAGGAACAUCUCAAAAAGGAUCAAUUGGAACAAUAUACUGCUAGCUUGAUGGGUAUGAGAGUUUUAAAACUUUUAGAUGAGGAAAAUAAGAAAAAGUAUAAUCACCUACUUUUGAAACCAUCACUGAUAAUUGAAAAUUUAAUUAUCAAUAAUGAAAUGUUGAAAGUUUCAAGAAUACUCAACGAAUUACCAGAACUUCAAAACGACGACUUGCUGAUUGAAUAUGGUAUGAAAGCAUUGUCCUUAAAGAAUUUUGAACAAACAGAUACCACAAAGAAGAAAUCCUCUUCUCGUGUUUUCACUCUCAAUAAUGAGGAGCACAACAACAAUAUUAGAAUCAAUUUUUCCUUCCCUCAAGCUCCUAGUAUUCUGCUAGCCAAGUCAAUCUUGGAUAUUUGCAAGAAUAAUAGAAAGGUUGGAGAUUCCAUCUUGACGCUCUGUGAUGAAAUCAGCAAAACCCAACAUAUUUCAAGAACGAACAGAAUCAGUCUGGUUGGUCAAAUUGUCAGAUAUGCUAAAAUUUGUUUCAGUAAGGAUACGGAAUCUCAUGAAAGAUUAGGUUUAUGUGAUACUAUCCUUUCUCAUGUGGAAAUUUUAAAGCAAAUUAUUUAUCAUAAUUGUGCCAUUGGAAGUAUUUCUCUAAGUGAUUUAAGUCAACAAAAUAGAGCCAGACAAAUUCGUGACAGUCUAAUUCAACUUGACCAUUUGAAUUUAGCAUUGAAUGUUGCUACCAGAUGUCAAAUCGAAUCUGAUCCUAUUUGGACUCAAUGGGGUAUUACCCUUUUAACUUUAGGAAAGUACAAACAAGCCCGAGACAAACUCAAAUAUUGCCUUACUCUCACUCCUCAGCAAAAACAACAACUUCUUAAUAGAAUAUUGGCUAUUCUCGAAGGAGCUCCAUCUGUAGUUGCAGUUGAUCAGAAAAUGGGAGACAAGUUGAAAGAAUCUGUAUUGGACUCACCUGGUAACAGUCCAUCAAAGAAAAGAGCCUCUAUAAGUAUUGAACAAGUUGAAAAGUCACAACUUCACACUCAUCUCGAUGAAGAAAGAAUGAGAGAGGCCCAGUACUAUAUCAAACACUUUGGUUCGAGUGAUAUUUACAUUUCAUUCCUGGUUAGAAAUGGAAAAUUAGAUGCUGCUAUUCUUUAUCUUUUCAAGAAACAAAUGUCUCAAUCUCUUUUUGUGGAUGUAAUUGUAACAUAUUGUGUUAAAUAUGGAUUGAUGAAAUUCUUACAAAAUGUAAUCAAACAAUAUGACACUACCUUUACAAAGUGUUAUCCAUAUCUCACUGCCACUUGUAAAUAUUUGAAUCAAAAACAAGCACUCAACUUGCUCUAUGAUUUCCAAGUUUUUAUGGAUGAUAACAUCAGAGCUGGUUUGACCAAGAUUAGAUUAUUCUUAAAGACUGAUGAUCAAAAUCAACAACUCUCCCACUUGGAAGGUGCAAAGAAACAUUUCAUGACUGGGCUUCAAAAUAGUUCUACAGAAAAUGAUGUUCAAAAGCAAGUGUUAAAACCUGAUGAAAUUUCAAGAUAUGUCAAAACUAUCAAUUUACAAACAGAAGUCACAAAAAAGUUUGGAAAUGUCAUGAGUCCAUCAACUCCUAACACUAAGAUUACUCUAUUUGAUGCAGUUAAAGGAAAAUGUGAAAUAACUGAAUUUUUAAUGUUGCAGUCAUUUGAUUUAUCAUUUAGAAUUGCAUCUGAGUUCCAUUUACCAAUGGUCAAGCUAUAUAUUCGUACUCUGUGUAGUCUUGUGAGAAAGAAGCAAAUAGCAAUUAUAGAAAAUUUAUUGAAACAAAUUAGAGGAACUCCAAUUAGUGAUGAAGAUUGGGAUGCAAUCAUUAAUAAUAUUAUCAAACUUUAUAUUAAGGAAAUGAAUGAUGAAAAGAAUGCAGAAAAAUUUAUUGCAAAAUUGAGAAACGAUUCCAAGAAGGUUAGAGCUUGUUUGUUGUGUAAUAGAUUCAAAGCAGCUUAUUUGAUUGCUGUGAAAUGUGAUAACUUGGAUGAUGUCAAAUUAAUUUUCGAUUAUUGCAAUCAGGUUGAUUCUAAGGCAACUCAAACAAUAGCUGAGCACUGUCUGAAAUAUUUGAAAGAUCAUGGAGUUCAAAUUGUAUUGCCAACUCAACCAACAUCUAAUUCAAAAUAA